Drosophila kikkawai is the source of this 4170-nucleotide messenger RNA. Its product is annotated as cilia- and flagella-associated protein 61. Lineage: Eukaryota; Metazoa; Arthropoda; Insecta; Diptera; Drosophilidae. The record is from RefSeq and is a predicted model, not a curated record.
AAAAUAAAAAAAAUACAUACUCCACAUACAUACAUACAUACACACACUAUGACUUUCGAGGUGCUGUUGGCCAGAGGGGAGGACCUGGAAGAGAUCAACAAGCUGAUCUGGUCGCCGGGCAUCAAGUGGUUCGGUAAUAUCCGGCCAAAGUAUCGGGGCAAGGAGUCCCUCUUUCAGAACUACCAGUCCCACAGGUUGGUGGCUCGUGUCAAGGCAACCUCUGAUUUGGUGGCCUACGCCGAAUUCCGCAAUUAUCCCGGCAUUAGUGCUCUGCCCUCGGAUUGCUGGAUGGAGUGGUUGUCCGUAAGAUACUGUUUAACCUUCGCCAUUAGCUGGCUUAACGCUUUGUUCUGUAACUUUUGCAUCUACAAACAUGACCAUCCGUGUGUGAUAGCUGAGAUCAUAAACGAAGUGUUCUACAUGGAAAAUAGGGUAUGGUAUCUAAUCGCCGUAAAGACGCCGAAUGUACGACAACCAAAACAUUUUAUGGAGACCUUCGAUGAUCUGGAGGAGCUAUCAAAGGUCUUUUAUCCCCGGGAAUAUUGUUUGGAAAAUAACAACAACACGCAAUCGCUUUACAUUGUGGAUCGCUUUGAGCUGUUGCCAAAGAUCACAUAUCGAAAGGCUCUAGCCGAGGACAACGAUGACAUCAUUGCCAUCCAAGAGGUUGAGAUACCUGAGUUGCGCAAGGAACUGGGCGACUUCUAUAUAGCCGAAGUGGUAAUGAGCCAGAGUUUGGGGUCGGAGAAAGACAUCCUUAUCGUGGGCGAGAUGAGCAACAAUGACCAGGAUGCCGAGAUUUAUGUUUUUAUGUGGCUAUCUACGGACAUUGACAUUCGCUUCUAUGUGCAAAACUACGAGGUCGGGGCCUAUGGUAAUCUGGUAAAAAGCGCCGACGGCCGUUCCUGCCAAUACGAAGCUUUAACGGUAUAUUCCAUUAACCGUAGGGCGCCGGUCAGCAUGUUCACGACGGAUGCCCUCACGGAUCUGUACAAUGUGACGAUUCUAGGAGGUUUACAGAGAGUUGAUAGUUGCAUGAGCGUGGCCAGUGCGGGCAAGAUAAAGAUGAGCUCGAUUAGAGGCACCAUUGUUGACGACGAAAAAAAUAACUUUUAUAUUCGGGAGGUCCUGCAUUCCAAGUUCAAAUACAUCAUUAAUAAGCUCACUAGUAACGAGUACUAUAUGCAAAAUGAACCAAAGUACAUAAACUUCGUGUACCCCACCGGUGUUGGUCCUUCCGGUCCAAAGGACAUUGAGGCGGCCUCGAAUGUCUUCCUGCUGAAGUGCAUUGUGGCGCGUGAGGGGUUUCCACUGCCACGACUCUUUAACUGCCUGGUGGCCACGUUCUGCGCUUAUCCGGAAAAGGACUACUGCAUUCUGUUAGUGCAGAAGAAAAACCGGAACAUCAGGAGUCACGUUGAGGUCCUGUCUUACUUCAUGCCCGUGAUGGCAAGGCCCACUAGUGUGUCCGACCUGGACGAAAUGUACAUCACCCACCGCAGCACGAUUUUUGGAGAGAUCAGCAUAUACGAAAUGACAAAGGACGAUAUGCCGGUGGUGCUUAGCCUGGCUAUAGGCAACAUGUCGGAGAAGAAUCAUACUUCUCUCUCUUCAGAGAAUGCCAGUGUCACCUACUGCUCCAAGGUCAAUGAGCGGGCGGAGCUGGAGCACGAGCUGCGAGUCCUCGAGGAUAUCAUGAUGGAUGUGCUGGAGAACGAGUUCAGCGAGUUCUUGGUAUUUACCAUCCGGUGCGGGAACUCAACGAAAUCCAUCGAGCGUAAUACGCCCAUUGGAUACGUGGUGCUUAGGCAGUUCCACAGCCAUUCGAAGCUGUUCGAUCACUAUCACCUGCCCCGGCAAGAGAAUCAUCUGGAUCAUCUUAGGGCGGAGAUCAUAUCGUUGCGCCUCCACCCACUCUUCUUAGUCAGCUCCGCACAGAUCUUUCGGGAUUUGGCCAGGAAGACGAACUUUUUCGACUUCUAUUUCAUCUCCUCGUUCAAGAAAAGCAAGUUCGGCAACGACUUGAAGAAAAUGAUGAUGGUCCUAGAGCCAAGGCCCAUAAAGAAGGCUCCUGUGCCUUUUAAGGACCACAUAGAAGUGAUGUCAUCGACGGCCCAGUUGAAUAUUCCCAAGCCGAAUUUCGACCGAGAUUACCUGAUCAUCUAUCGACACAGACUCAAACCGAACAAGUGGUUUACCAAUAGCAAGAAAAUUGUCAUUAUUGGCUUCACCCCCAUGACCAAGGCCUUCCUCCGCCGACUCAUAUUUCAGUGGAACACCAAAGACUUCAGCAACGCAAACAACUACACCUGUCUUAGCUGGCCGGAGGUUACGGUUAUCUGCAACCCAGGGGUUGUGGAAGCGGAGUACGACGACCUGUUCGUGUGUCCCUAUUGUGCCUAUAGCCGUGAUUGCUAUCUGUCGUACCAGAACGUUCCCUGCUACAUCCGGGACUGUUGUGCGCGCAUGGAUAUGCGAUACUGGGUGAACUUUAUACCCGGCAGAGUGCAGCUGGUGAACAGGCAGAAGAAGUUCGUGAAGGCGAAUGCCUGCGAUAUCUACUAUGACUCCUUGUUGCUAAUGUGCGCCCGGAUGUUCGUCUUAAGGGUGCCGAGUUCUGAGGUGGCCAUCGCUCGCCCGUGCAACUUUGUAGAGGUAAACUGUCAGUUGAACAAGCUCAUGCUUUUUCACAAGUUACGGGCUCUGCUGGAGGAUAUGCCGAACACCUACCAUAUCGUGGUUUACGGCAACAAUUUGUCCACCUACGAGUGCGUCACGUUCCUAAUUAGCCACGGCGUUGAGAGCUCCCGGAUAGUAUGCUUGCAGCCGCAUCGAUCCACCGGUAACGAAAUGGAGGCCAAGUUAAAGAGUCCGUACUGGGACACUAACCUGCAAUACAUUCUGAACGACAUCCUCGCUGACAGCGGCGUAAAGGUCCUGGAGGACUACAAAUUCCACCACUGGGUGUUGCAUGAGUCUGGUGACUUCAUUAGGCAGGUGGUCUUUCAGCAUUUUCCACGCCGCCAUCGGGUGAGCUAUGAGUGCGAUAUCUUCAUCUCCUUCGAGGAGGGUUACAUGGCACCACAAAACAAGAUAUGGAUUCAAAGUGCUGGCAUUGAUAUGGAGGGAGACGAUAUCCUGGUAAACGAACGCUACCAGACCAACGAUCCGAAUAUUUACGCGGCUGGCAACUACAUCAAGCUGCGACGGGAGUGCAACUAUCAGUACAAGUUCGUUAGCCAGCGAGAGACUGCCCGCAAGUUGUUACAUCAUCUGGGCAUUGCGCCUAUAAACAAAUUUGAGGACAGGUUCUCGGAACCACUUCACUUUCAGGCCAGACUGCCACUGAACUAUUUCAUCACGAAGAUCACUCUGCCGCGGAGAUUUCUCGCCAGCACGUCCAGCACUUUCGCCUAUAAAAUGACCACAUACAAGGAUAACACCUUCUGUCGAGUGGUCCUUUCGCAGACAAUGGUGGUGGAAGAAAUUGUAGUCGUCACGAAACUUGAGUGUUAUUUGGACUUCCUUCAGCACUUUUGUGGCAAGCACGAGUUGCUUUUAAAUAAUCUUAAUGCUCGCUAUAAGGCAAAUACGAUUCAAGAUUUUCUAAUGUGGUUUCAAGAGGCCUGGGCUGAAUUGAUAAUGCACGAGAAUUUUGAUGAAUUGCAGGUGGAGAAUAGAGGCAUACUGAAAACCAUGGCGGUGGCCGCCCAAAAUAAAAACGUGAACCGUGGUCCCUUCCAGGAUGUGACCGACCAAGACUUUUACGUUCUAAACAAGCGCUACGUGGAGCAGAGGCUGCUAAAUUUCCUAAGAGAGCACCGGGCGGAAUUCAAGCACAAGUUUGCCCUACCCGAGGAUUUCGUUGCGAUAAACCCGUUCUCAUGGAAUCCCGGCACGGAAGAGACAGACGCGUCAACGGAGACGUCAGAGCAAGAUUAAAUUAUACAAGGUAGUCCCGUCGAUAAAAGAAGUACUCCUUGUAAGUGACAUACACAACCUAAUUUGUUAACGAAUAACCAAAAAUCAUCCAAAUUCGAACGACGAGACUACCUUUUAUAAUUGUAUCGUGCGUCAAAGGACUAAUUUGUAAAACCGAAGCAGUCGGUUUCUGUACCUUCCCAUUUUCACGUGUAGUGCUCUCAACUCAGAUACACAACUCACAUUUUU